AAAAUAUUAGGGAUUGACUGCAAGUGUCAUGUCAUGUUAUUCAAUUUGAAAUUUAUUUAUCUAUAAUUAUCAAUUCAUUUAGAUAAUUAAUAUAGAAUUGAUUAAAUAUUGAUAAAAAAUAUCUAAUUUCCAACAUUAUGAAGUAGUUACUAUGACUUACAGUUAAGCUUUCAUAACUUCACACAAAUAAUCUUCCCUCUAAGUGUAGUGUCUAAAUACCACACAACUAUGCUUUCCCGAUACGUGAUAUCGCAAGUGAAACACAAUUCGUUCUUCCUCGUGGGCCUGGUGCUCGGCCUGUGGGUGGCACUGGUGGCCGUGCCCCUGGAGGAGGACGUGGCCAGUUGCGUAGAGAGCGCAGCAAGCAGCGUCACGCCCACUGACGAAUUUGAACCACACAGGGAAGAGAGGCCGCUGGGCCCCGCCGGACAAACGGCGGGCCGUAGUGUCCAGCGGCCUAGAUAUUACAGCACCGAGCUGGGCAUGAAAGAAAGAACAAGCGAGUGGACGUCGCGAUGCCAUGGACUGGCUAGCGGUAGAUGUAGCGUGCGUGACAGUGGGCCGUGUGCCGUGUGCUGCGCCGCAGGCUCGCUGCUGGCGGGCGCGCUGAGCUCGCAGGCGGCGCUGGGCGCGCGCGCGGCGGCGCUCAACCGCACGGCGGCGCGCCUGCAGCCGGCGCUGCGCUUCUUCAUCACGGCCAGCGCGCUGCGGGCCGCGCCCGGCCUGCCCAACGUCGUCGGCUUCACCGACACGCGCGAGAUGCUCAAGCCCUUCCACGCGCUCAAGUAUCUCGCGGACAACUACCUCGAGGAGUACGACUUCUUCUUCCUGGUCUCGGACACGUCGUUCGUGAACGCGCGCAGACUCACCGAGCUCGUCUCCAAGCUGAGCGUCAGUCAGGAUAUUUACAUGGGCACCGUUGCGGAGGAUGACAGCCACUACUGCUCACUAGAGGGCGGCAUCCUGCUAUCGAACUCUGUACUACGCGCGGUGCACGGCGAGCUGGACUGGUGCGUGCGCAACUCGUACUCGCCGCGCCACCACGAGAACCUCGGCCGCUGCGUGCUGCACGCCGCGCACCGCCACUGCACCUCGGCACUGCAGGGCGAGACUUACAUGUCAAUGCGCGUGGAGGCGGAAGACGGGGAGGCGGGAGGAUUGACGCCGGCGCUGGCGGACGCCGUCACCGCGUACCCCAUCAUGGAGCCCGAUCACUUCUACCGGCUGCACGCGUACGUCUCUCGGGUGUUCCUGGAGCGCGCGAAGGAAGCGGAGCGGCGACUGCGAGAGGAAGUGUGGCGCACGUCGGGCCGCCACCCGCGCCACUACCGCAACGCCACCUGGCCCGGCGGGCUGCGGGCCGACGUGGGGCUGGCCGCGCCCGCGCCCGCCUCCAGGUUCGACCACCUGCGCUGGACGACGUUCAACGCGACGCACGCAUUCCUGCCGGACGACCUGCACGCGGUGACCGCCCUCCGCGGCUCCUACCGGGAUGCGCUGCAGCUGGUGGUGAGCAGCGUGCAGGCGUGGGCGCGCGCGCGCGGCGCCGGCGACUGCGACGUGGUGGGCGGCGCCUGGCGCUGGGAGCCGCCGCGCGGCCUCUACUACCGCCUGCUGCUGCGGCGGCGCGGCGGCGGCGGCCUGCGGCUCGUGGAGGCGGCGCGGCCGCUGGGCGCCGCGCGGCUCGUGCCCGUGCCCUACGUCACCGAGAGCGCGCGCAUAACCGUGCUGCUGCCGGUCGCGCUGCCGGUCGUCGCCGCCGACGACGUCGUCGCCGACACGCUCGCCUUCCUGCGCCGCUACGAGGCCGUCUGCCUCGCGCGCGACAAGAACACUGCGCUGCUGCUCGUGCUGGUGUCGGAGGCGGGCGAGGCGGCGGCCGGCCAGGCGGCGGCGCUGCGCGACGCAGUCGCGGCGCUGGCGGCGCGCCACCGCGGCGCGCAGCUGGACGUGCUGGACGCGGCGCCGGCGGCGGCGGCGGGCGAGGGACGGGCGGCGGCCGCGGCGCUGGCGGCGGCGCGCGCCCACGUGCCGCGCGACGCGCUGCUGCUGCUGGCCGUGCCGCACAUGGACUUCAACGAGGACUUCCUCAACAGGGUGCGCAUGAACACGAUCCUGGGCGUGCAGUGGUUCUGGCCGGUGCCGUUCGCGCGCCACGCGCAGUUCGCGCACCCGCGCUUCGUGGACGAGCGCGGCGAGCGGCCGCAGCAGGACACCGGCCGCUUCAACGCGCACGCCGCGCCCGACGCGCCGCUCGCCGCCUUCUACCGUCGCGACUACGACGACGCGGAGGCGCGGUGGGCGCGCGCGGGGCAGGGCGGCGCGCGGGCGGCGGCGCCGCGCGUGCUGGCGGCGGCGCUGCGCUGCGUGCGCGCGCCCGAGCCCGGCCUGCUGCUGGCGCCGCGCGCGCCGCCCUGCCGCGCGCGCGGCGGCGGCGCCGGCGCGGCCGCGCUGCGCUGCCUGCGCGCGCUGCGCGGCCGCGCCGGCCUGCGGCGGCUCAACCUGGGCGCGCGCCACGCGCUCGCGCGCCUGCUGCUCGAGACGCAGGCCGAGCGCGCCCGCUGACCGCGCCGCCGGCCCGCUUCCUAUACUACCACAAUAAAUGCAUUUUGACACUCA
Molecule: messenger RNA, 2619 nt
Organism: Galleria mellonella (greater wax moth)
Lineage: Eukaryota; Metazoa; Arthropoda; Insecta; Lepidoptera; Pyralidae
Gene: Chpf
Product: chondroitin sulfate synthase 2
Exons: 10
Coding region: 229-2565 (778 amino acids)
Cellular component (GO): Golgi cisterna membrane
Molecular function (GO): glucuronosyl-N-acetylgalactosaminyl-proteoglycan 4-beta-N-acetylgalactosaminyltransferase activity
Source: RefSeq, a predicted model, not a curated record